UAAGCACAAUAUACCAAGAUGUUUAAAGCUGUGUUUUUGUUUUUCGCCAUGUUGGCCGUAGCUUUCGCAGCACCCAGACCAGCUCCUGCACCACAACUACUUGCAGCUUACAGCGCUCCUGCUGCAGUAGUAUCUGAUGUCACUUAUACCGGUUAUCCUGCUGUAGCACCAGUAUAUUCAGCGGGAGUAGCUCCUGUUGCUUACUCAGCUCCUUUGGUUUACUACUGAGAUAACUUCACACAGAU
This is a messenger RNA of Diabrotica balteata, 245 nucleotides long. The record is from the annotation of a GenBank genome assembly. NCBI's taxonomy places the organism in Eukaryota, Metazoa, Arthropoda, Insecta, Coleoptera, Chrysomelidae.